Messenger RNA from Piliocolobus tephrosceles (Ugandan red Colobus), 698 nucleotides. It is a transcript of the gene MORN5, whose product is annotated as MORN repeat containing 5. The coding region runs from base 60 to 545 and encodes 161 amino acids. The record is from RefSeq and is a predicted model, not a curated record. NCBI's taxonomy places the organism in Eukaryota, Metazoa, Chordata, Mammalia, Primates, Cercopithecidae. The transcript has 5 exons.
GUGAUGUCUUAUCCACUGAGACUCCGGAUCCUAACAGCUGGAAGCUAAAAACAGGCGCCAUGGAGUACACAGGGAGCAAAUAUAUCGGGGAAUAUGUAGAUGGGAGGAUGGAGGGCAAAGCCAAGUACAUCCUCCCUACUGAAACAAUAUAUGUUGGGGAAAUGAAGGACGGUGUGUUUCAUGGCGAAGGAACUCUGUACUUCCCCAGUGGGAGCCAAUAUGACGCCGUUUGGGAAAAUGGAUUGGCCAUAAAGGGCACAUAUACCUUUGCAGACGGGCUGCACUAUGAUGAGAAGAACUGGCAUUACUGUGACGGCUAUGAUCGGAGGUUUUACACAGAGAUCCUCAAUGGCUUGAAGCCUGCAGGUAUGGCUCAACUCACCAAUAUGGACCCACCUAGAAAAAUCCCCAAGGGCUACUACGAUUGUGGAGACGGCUUCUAUAACCCCAUCACGAGGGUAAUCAAGGACUACAGGAACCGCUUUCUGAGAAACGCAGAUGAUGACGAGCACGAGUGGAUCACCCGUACCUGUCGAAAGGGCUAGGACAAGAUUGUGAGUCACAGGCCUGAGCUGUGAACUCUGUGGCUGCCUCCACCAGAGGUUUCCAUCUGCCCUGCUGGCACUGGCUGCCCUGGGGGACAGGCUGUAGUUCUAGAGCCUGACUUUCAACUCAGGAAUAAAGACUUUCUGCAGUCA